Messenger RNA from Effrenium voratum, 1467 nucleotides. The record is from the annotation of a GenBank genome assembly. NCBI's taxonomy places the organism in Eukaryota, Dinophyceae, Suessiales, Symbiodiniaceae.
AUGUUCACUGAUCGGCAACAGGGCAGCUGCUUUCACAAGGCCGGCGCACAAAGCUGGAUCCAACAGCAGGACAUUUUCAUGACUGACUACAUCGUCAAAGACAUAGGGCUCGCAGACUGGGGCCGCACAGAGAUCGAAAUCGCCGAACACGAAAUGCCGGGCCUGAUGGCAUGCCGUGCGGAAUUUGGCGAAACCAAGCCGCUGAAGGGCGCACGCAUUGCCGGCUCUCUGCAUAUGACCAUCCAGACAGCAGUGCUGAUCGAGACGCUGGUUGCUCUGGGCGCCGAAGUCCGUUGGGCGUCCUGUAACAUCUAUUCCACUCAGGAUCAGGCAGCAGCUGCGAUCGCAGCGGCUGGUGUUCCGGUUUUCGCUAUCAAGGGCGAGACACUGGAAGAAUAUUGGGAUUAUGCCGACAAGAUCUUCGAUUUCCCCGAUGGCGCCAACAUGAUCCUGGAUGAUGGCGGCGAUGCAACGCUUUACAUCCUGAUGGGUGCACGCGUUGAAGCUGGUGAAACCGGCCUCAUCGAGAACCCGACUUCGGAGGAGGAAGAGUGCCUCUUCGCUCAGAUCAAGAAGCGCAUGGCCUCUAAUCCUGGCUGGUUCACAAAGCAGAAAGAGCUGAUCCAGGGUGUUUCGGAAGAAACCACCACCGGUGUCCUUCGUCUUUACGAAAUGCAGAAGAAGGGCGCGCUGCCGUUCCCGGCGAUCAAUGUCAACGACAGUGUCACCAAGUCGAAGUUCGACAACCGUUACGGUUGCCGUGAAUCUCUCGUCGAUGGAAUUCGGCGCGGCACCGAUGUGAUGAUGUCCGGCAAGGUUGCCGUUGUUUGCGGUUAUGGCGAUGUCGGCAAGGGCUCCGCUCAGUCUCUGGCAGGCGCCGGCGCCCGGGUCAUCGUUACUGAAAUCGACCCGAUCUGCGCGCUGCAGGCUUCCAUGGACGGCUUUGAGGUCAAGACCAUGGAACAGGCACUGCCGGAAGGCGACAUCUACGUCACCGCGACAGGCAACAAGGACAUUAUCACCUUCGACCACAUGCGUGGCAUGAAGGACAUGGCCAUCGUCUGCAACAUUGGCCACUUCGACAAUGAAAUUCAGGUUGCCGCUCUGAAGAACACCAAGUGCCGCCCGGUCAAGGACCAGGUCGACAUGUACGAAUUUCCGGACGGCAAGCGCAUGAUCCUCUUGUCACAGGGCCGCCUGGUAAACCUCGGCAAUGCGACCGGUCAUCCGAGCUUCGUGAUGUCCGCAAGUUUCACCAACCAGGUUCUGGCGCAGAUCGAGCUCUACUCCAAAGGCGAUCAGUACAAGAACGAAGUGUAUGUUCUGCCGAAGCACCUGGAUGAAAAGGUUGCCCGUCUGCACCUUGAAAAACUGGGUGUCACGUUAACCGAAUUGACGGACAAUCAAUCUGAUUAUCUGGGGAUUAAUAAGGCUGGUCCGUUCAAGGCAGAGCACUACAAAUACUGA